AUUUGCUAGUUAUAAAUGGCGCCACAUCUUAUCGCCUAUCUUCUUUACCAAAUCCAGAACAUCAUUUCCCUUCUCAGUCCUCUCUCUCUAAUGGAGUCUCUUUCUGUAGGCAUUUUAACUUGUUUACCUCUAAAAACCCACAAAUCCUCUCCCAAAUUCACCUGCAAUUCAAUACAAUUCAACUCCCCUAAAACCAGAAAAAUCCCAUACAAUUCCACUGUAGUCCCAAUUCAUCAUUCUACAAAAUUCCAACAAAUCUUUCCAAAACUCCAUCUAUCUUUCCUUUGUAUGAGUCUUUCUUUUCCUCUUACUUCCCUUGCCUCUGAAACUACAAUACCCACUGAAGAAAUUCCCACUAAAAUCAACGUAGAAGCAAUCUUGGUCUCUAUUGAUGAAUUCUUCAACAAGUAUCCAUUUUUUGUUGCUGGGGUUACAUUCAUUUGGCUUGUUGUGAUCCCAUUAGCUGAAGAGUACUUGCAAAAGUAUAAGUUCAUCUCAGCCGUUGAUGCCUUUGGGAAGCUCCGUGAUGACCCGAAUUUGCAGCUGUUAGAUGUUCGGGAUAAAAAGAGUUUGGAGUAUUUGCCUUCUCCUAAUUUGAGAAUGUUGAAUAAGAGUGUAAUGCAGGUUGAAUUCCGUGAAGGAGAUGACGAUGCCUUUGUUAAGAAGGUGUUUGAGAAUUUAAAGGAGCGAGAAAAUACUACACUUUGUGUUAUAGACAAUUUUGAUGGAAACUCAAUUAAAGUGGCUGAGCUAUUGGUCAAAAAUGGACUUAAAGAGGCUUAUGCUAUCCGAGGUGGGAUACGAGGCAAGAAAGGAUGGCAGGAGAUCCAAGAAACCCUUCUCCCUCCAUCUGUUCAUAUCUAUCCCAAGAAGAAGGUUAAAGGGUUGCAGCCGCAAGACAGCAAUAAUGGGGUAAUUCAAGCAAAUGAAAUUAAUAGUCAAUCUCCAUCUGCUAUAGGCGUGACCCAAGUUGAGCAGAUAAGCAAUGGUUCUGUUAAGAAGUCUGCUGACUCAACCUCAGUGACAAAAUGCGGUCCUAGGUCAUCAUCCCCAUAUCCAAAUUACCCAGAUUUGAAGCCCCCAUCAUCCCCUACUCCUUCAAAGCCUCAAAGUUGAUGACAGUUGCAUAUCAUUCCUUUGAUGCCUCAUAGCUCAUUGAUCAUGUGAAUGGUGAAAAUCUUUGCCAUGUCUCAACUGCAGCUUGACAUGUUUCUGAAGAGUAUGGCAGAUACACGCCGAAAAAUGAAAGCAAACAAUGCCUGCUCUGAUUUUUCCUCAGAUUACCAUGGAAUGCGGAAUUACUUCUACAUUCCAGGUUUGGGCAUUGGUAGACUUCUUAUUUUUUAAGUGUACGAGUUGUGAUCUUAUGACAAUAUUAUGAAAAAGAAUUGUUAACUA
Lycium ferocissimum is the source of this 1398-nucleotide messenger RNA. Its product is annotated as rhodanese-like domain-containing protein 4A, chloroplastic. The transcript has 4 exons. Lineage: Eukaryota; Viridiplantae; Streptophyta; Magnoliopsida; Solanales; Solanaceae. The record is from RefSeq and is a predicted model, not a curated record. Bases 16 to 1116 code for a protein of 366 amino acids.